Vidua macroura (Pin-tailed whydah) is the source of this 1370-nucleotide messenger RNA. RefSeq names its product ATPase H+ transporting V1 subunit F (gene ATP6V1F). Gene Ontology annotation, biological process: proton transmembrane transport. NCBI's taxonomy places the organism in Eukaryota, Metazoa, Chordata, Aves, Passeriformes, Viduidae. The record is from RefSeq and is a predicted model, not a curated record. The transcript is spliced from 2 exons. Gene Ontology annotation, cellular component: proton-transporting V-type ATPase, V1 domain; membrane. Gene Ontology annotation, molecular function: proton-transporting ATPase activity, rotational mechanism. The coding region runs from base 176 to 535 and encodes 119 amino acids.
GGGCGCUCCGCGAGCGGCGGCGGAAGCCGGAAGCGGCGGCGGGUCCCGGUCGGUCCCGGCGGGUCCCGGUCGGUCCCGGCCGCUCCCGGCGGCGCACCCCGACCCCGCCGGCUCCCGGCAGCGGCUUUCCCAGCGUCCCUAUCCCGGCGGAUUCCGUGCCCGGCGGGCCCUGGGCAUGGCGGGCCGCGGGAAGCUGAUCGCGGUGAUGGGCGACGAGGACACGGUGACCGGGUUUCUGCUGGGCGGCAUCGGGGAGCUGGACAAGCACCGGCGGCCCAACUUCCUGGUGGUGGAGAAGGAAACAAGCCUGGCGGAGAUCGAGGAGACGUUCCGGGGUUUCCUGGCGCGGGAGGACGUGGGCAUGAUCCUGAUCUCGCAGGCGCUGGCGGAGCAGAUCCGGCCGGCGGUCGCAGCCCAUGCCCGGGCGCUGCCCGCGGUGCUCGAGAUCCCCUCCAAGGACCACCCUUACGACCCGGCCCGGGACUCGGUGCUGCGCCGCGCCCGCGGGCUCUUCGCGCCGGAUGAGCUGCGAUAAAGCCCCCCAGGACCCCCCAGCCCCUCCCCACACUCCCCAGAUCCCCCCAGAUCCCACUCCAAGCUCCCCCAGACAGUUCCCUGACACCCCCCGUGUACGCAAACCCCCUGGCAGCCCCAAACUGUCCCCUGCCCGUGGCAUCUGCGCACCCAGCCACGGGUGACAGGCGCUUCCAGACAGUCCCCGGUGCCUUCCCAGCACCCCCAGACAGUCCUCCACCACUCUCCCAAAUUCUUCUUCUGGUAGUCCUCCCUGGUACCCCAAAACAGCCCGUGGCACCCACGGGGUCACAAGCCAGGCCUGGGGGUCUCCACCCCAGUGAAACCCACCCAGGGGCCAUUGUGCCCCAUGCCUGGGGGUCCCCACCCCAAGAAGUCCCCAGCCCAUCCCAGGGUGCUGCUGGGGGUCCCUGGGGUUCCCAGGAUGUCCUUUGGGUGCUGGGGGGCUGUGGUUGCCCCGUGGGUCUGAGGGUGACACGGGGAACCUGGCGUGUCUCUGAGGGUGCCUGGGGCUGCCACAGGGGCCCUGAGGGUGACCCGUGACUGUGUCUCAGGCAUGUCCCGUGAUGGGGAAGUGCCACCACUGUAUCCUGCUGAAUCCUGCCAAGUCCUGCCUGUAGGCAGGGAGGGACACUAUGUGGGGGGAAAGGAGCACCCCAAGGACACUGGGAGUUGUCACUGUGACCUUGUCACCAUUCUGCCAGCUCCUCCCCAGCCUCCUCAGCCCCAGCAGAACCUGGUGGGAAGGUUAUUUAUUGUCCUCCCCCAAUGCCCAAGUGUCAUUUGUGUCCCCGUGUGUCUCCCUGACAGUGUCCCCAACAUGUGCUGACACCACU